Zootermopsis nevadensis is the source of this 2608-nucleotide messenger RNA. RefSeq names its product mitochondrial dicarboxylate carrier. Gene Ontology annotation, biological process: transmembrane transport. Lineage: Eukaryota; Metazoa; Arthropoda; Insecta; Blattodea; Termopsidae. The record is from RefSeq and is a predicted model, not a curated record.
AAUGUCGUAAGUAAAUGAUUCGGGAUGCAAAAUAUAAUUAUUCAAAAAUGUUAUACAAAACCCUAUUGUAACUGGACAUAAGAAACAGCUAAAUUAUUGCAAUAAUGAAGCAACGUUUUAAAUUAAUAUUUCUGUUAGAAUGGUGUGAAUAUUACCAAUUGAACAGAACAACACAUAUACAAUAAAUUAACGUAAUUACUUGCCCGACAUAACCACAAAAUAAUGUUGUAUUGUUAAGUUCAUAAUUUUCAUUCCCAAGAGAUCUUAUAAAAAUACAUAAUUAUCGUUAUGACUUGUUUAACCAAGUUAGUCAACUGUAGAUAGUGGUCUUCUGAAAUAGGAAAUAUGGUGGAUGUUCGAGUGCCUAGGUGGUGGAUGGGGGGUGUGGCCUCUGCUGCAGCUGCUUGUUUCACACAGUUCCUGGACACAAUAAAGAUACAUCAACAAACUCAGCAAGAUGUACACCUGUCAAUAGUCCGCCUAACAAUGAAUGUCAUAAAACACGAUGGAUUUUUAAGCCUCAACCAUGGUCUUACUGCAGCUGUGUUACGCCAGCUCACAUAUUCGACUACGAGGUUUGCAGUCUAUGAGACUGCUAAAGAAUACAUUGCCAAACCAGGUGAGGAAGUAGCUUUUUAUGAGAAAAUUGGAAUAGCAGCUGCUGGAGGAAUAAUCGGCGGAUUCAUUGGGACUCCAGCCGAUCUCAUAAAUGUUCGUAUGCAGAACGAUAUAAAGCUGCCAGUUGCUAAGAGGAGGAAUUAUCGUCAUGCAUUUGACGGGAUAUUCCGGGUGUAUAAGGAAGAAGGAUUCCGGCAUUUAUUUUCUGGUGCAUCCACCGCUACUGGAAGAUCAGUGCUGAUGACUAUUGGACAGCUGUCCUUUUAUGACCAGUUCAAAACAGUGUUACUGAAUAGGAAUUAUGCAGACAACCUGACAACGCAUUUCCUCGCCAGCCUUGCCGCCGGUUGGGUAGCAACAACACUGACUCAACCAAUUGAUGUUAUCAAAACGAGGACGAUGAAUGCCAGACCUGGAGAAUUCAAGAAUAUGUGGCAUAUAAUUACAUACACAGCAAAACUGGGCCCUGCUGGAUUUUUCAAGGGGUACAUACUACGGUUCACUCGUCUUGCACCACACACAGUACUAACAUUUGUGUUCUAUGAGCAGCUUCGCCUCAGCUUUGGCAUUGUAAGACAAUCUUGAUUAGAUAUAUAUGCUUAAUUAUUGUCAUUAGAUUUUUGCUGCUGGUGUUUAAUGUAAAACUUCAGCUUUCAGGGAUAAGCCACAUCAAAUGUUGCUUUUUUUCUAUUUGAGUAAACAAUGCAAGUCAUUUUCAGGGGUAAAAGCUAAGUUAUAUGCUUCAUGAAAUUCAACCAUUCAUAAUCCACAUACAUUUUGAUGCUCCACUAGGCUCAGUAUAUUUUUAAUUUUAAAAUUAUCAGACAGGAACUUGAUUUCUCAAAUGUAGCACAAAAUCUGAGAAAGGGCUUCUUUUAUGAGGGAAUUUCAUAUUUCAUCUGGAAUUUUGAUCACUGCAUUGUACAUGAAUCAUCUAUUUUAUAUAAAGCUGUCUUAUCCUAAGAAAUUAUGUUCAGAAAUGACACAUUCACAUCGAGGUUUAUGAGAAACAGUGACAAUUCCGGGUCAAAUUUGAACUCUGUUUAAGUUUAUUUAUAGUCUUAUUUAAAUCAUGAAAGUAAGAUAAAUACAGUAUUUUAAACUUUAAGAUUAUCAUACUGAGAUUGAUGAAGACCUAAAAGGGUUAGAUAUUUGGUGCUGAAAUAUUACUCUCUGUGCUUUAAGUGGCACCUUGUUAUCAUUGCUCACUUAAUCUAAGUCAUCUAGAAGGCUGACUGUCUAAACAGAAGUAGGUAGACAGGCCCUCAACAUUAUUGCUCAACUGUAUAUAAUUUUCUGUUAUUUAUUAGAGGUUAUUCAUCUAGUAUUCUGGUAUGUUUCUGCUGAUACACUCGCAGAAGCCGACCAACACAAUUUGUCUAAGUUCAUGUUAUUUAACUUAAGUUCUCUUGGCGUAUAAAAUGUAUGAGAUUUUAUCCUUUUCUGAAUUCCCUGAACUUCACAUAAAGUUGAAGAAAGGAAAUUACUUUGUACAGUAUACGGCAGGAAAAAUUGAUAUGUGUUGACCAAGAAUGUUUAACAAGCAGCAUCAAAAAUAUAUUUUGGUUAAGCAAAAAACAUAUAAAAGAUAUAAGUGUUGAUUGUUAUGCCUCAUUACUUGAAAAAUGAUCUUGAUUUGUAUAUUCUGAAAUUUAAUACGACUGAUACUGGAGUGAUGCCUUCUCUUAUUCUGUGUUCUCAAGAAUGGUACCACAUUAAAGAAGGUGCAUGUACAAAAUAUAUAUCUCAGGGUAGUCCACAUAUUUUUCAACCUUUGUUAACAUUUUCUCAGAUAUCAGAUGUUCAAAAUAAUGAUAAAAAUAACUGGUGGAUAUAACGAUCCUUCUCUGACUAUGACCAUCCGCUUGCUUAUACAAAAUUCCAUGAGUCCAAUGCUGUUUAGUGGUUAGAUACAUUCACAGAUGUAGGUACAAUGUAUGAGAAUUAGUUAAACAUUGAAUAGAUUAUUUAUAUGGCAUCAGUGUAUAUA